AUAAAUAACUAAAAUAGAGAAACCCAAAACCCUAAUCUAAUAUAAGGCUCUCUGUUCUUCCUCUUUUCUGGCGACGAAUUAGGGUUUUCAGAGAAACCAAUUUCACCAGAGAGAGAGAGAGAGAGUAAGAAGAAGAAAAAAAUGGAGAAAUUGGAGCAAGUUCAAUGCUUUGGCCGCAAGAAGAACGCGGUUGCCGUCAGUCACUGCAAGCGUGGCCAUGGAUUGAUCAAGAUCAACGGUGUUCCCAUCGAGUUGAUUGAACCAGAAAUCCUCCGGUUCAAGGCGUUCGAACCAAUCCUCUUGUUAGGGAAAAGCCGUUUCGCCGGCGUCGACAUCCGCACCCGUGUCAAAGGCGGUGGUAAAACUUCUCAGAUUUACGCAAUCAGACAGAGUAUCGCUAAGGCUCUUGUUGCUUUCUACCAGAAGUAUGUUGAUGAACAGAGCAAGAAGGAAAUCAAGGAUAUUCUUGUUCGUUACGAUCGUACUUUGCUUGUUGCUGAUCCUAGGCGUUGUGAGCCAAAGAAGUUUGGUGGUCGUGGUGCUCGUGCUAGGUUCCAGAAAUCUUACCGUUGAAAAUCGUUUUGUUGCGGAAGAAAAAAGAGGUGUUUUUGGUUUUUUAUUUCUGUUUUCGGUUCAUGUUUUAUGCUGUGGAAAACUUUUUAAGUUGAUUCGUAGUACUUACUAUUGUUUUGAUAUCAUGGGUUGGAUUUUUAUUUAGGUUUUGUAUGAGAUUUUGCAAGGAUCAUAUAUAUCUAUGUUUUUGUUUUGAA
Molecule: messenger RNA, 770 nt
Organism: Trifolium pratense (red clover)
Lineage: Eukaryota; Viridiplantae; Streptophyta; Magnoliopsida; Fabales; Fabaceae
Product: 40S ribosomal protein S16-like
Exons: 1
Coding region: 142-573 (143 amino acids)
Biological process (GO): translation; maturation of SSU-rRNA from tricistronic rRNA transcript (SSU-rRNA, 5.8S rRNA, LSU-rRNA)
Cellular component (GO): ribosome; cytosolic small ribosomal subunit
Molecular function (GO): RNA binding; structural constituent of ribosome
Source: RefSeq, a predicted model, not a curated record